Messenger RNA from Mesorhabditis spiculigera, 1599 nucleotides. NCBI's taxonomy places the organism in Eukaryota, Metazoa, Nematoda, Chromadorea, Rhabditida, Rhabditidae. The record is from the annotation of a GenBank genome assembly.
AUGGCCAGCACUUCCCAUUGUAUGGGUCCACCGGACGGAGCGGCGGGCGGAAGCGGCGGAGACGACCGCGACCACAACCAGGGCUGUCCGAAGGGCCUAUUCAAUCGCGUUAGCGUCGCGACGACCAGCGAUGAUUCCGAUGCGUCGACUGAUGAACUCGGAGGCGACCGGCGCGACAGUGAGGGCGCCUCGUCGUCGGGCGGCUCGCAGCGUGGUGGAUGUCUGAAGGCGCGCCGCUCGCGCCACGACAACGCCAAGCGUCUCCCGGUGCAACAGGUGACCUGGUCGUUCGCCCCGAGGCCCCAAUCGCAGCCGAUCCCGCCGAAGAACUACUUGAUGAAUGGCGGCACGUCCACCUCCAGCGCGCCGGUCCGCAAAUCGUCGUUGGUGGGCGGCUCGACGUGCUCGAGCGGUAACGCGAGCCCUACCGGCUCCCCGUCCCGGCAGCCCUUCUCCAAGCAGUCUUCCCAGGACCUCGCCGAGCGCACCCUGACUACACCCCCGCUGCCACCCGCCAUCAAAACCGGCUCCAAGAAGGAAGGUCGCUCACAACGUAGCAUGAGCCUCGGCGGCGCCGCCCACGAGGCCCUGCUCGGCCAGCUCGCCCAGCGCCACGGCACCGUCACCAUCGACUUGAGCCCGGAAUCUAAUGACAAGAUCUGUCUGUUCGUCGACAACACCCGCUUCAUGAUCAGCAUCAAGCUGCUCGUCAAGCAUCCGGAGACGAUGCUCGGCCGCAUGUUCACCAUGCAAAGCUCGUUGGAGGGCCAGGAACUCGUGCCGGCCAACGAUUCCGGGGAAUUUGAGGUGGCCGACGUCUGCAGUGCGCACGUAUUCCGGGCAAUCCUCGAAUAUUACACGGACGGUCUGAUCCGAUGCCCGACGCACGUCUCCGUUUCGGAUUUGAGGGAAGCCUGCGACUAUUUCCUGGUGCCGUUCAACUCGCGGACCGUUCGCUGCCAGAAUCUGCACGCCUUCCUGCACGAGCUGUCCAACGAGGGCGCAAGGGCCCAGUUCACCCAAUUCCUCGAGGACAUCAUCAUCCCGAAGCUCGUCGAUAGCACUGGGCACGGCGAGCGUGAAUGCCACAUCGUGGUAUUGCUCGACGAUGACUACGUCGACUGGGAUGACGAUUGCCCCCCGAUCACCGGCGAGGACACUACGCGAAUACACAGCACGCAUUUGUACAGGUUCUUCAAAUACGCCGAGAACCGCGACUGCGCCAAGCAAGUGCUGAAGGAGCGCGGGCUGAAGAAGAUCCGCCUCGGCAUGGAGGGCUACCCCACGCACAAGGAAAAGGUCAAGCGGCGGGCCAAUCGAUCGGAAGUUGUGUACAACUACGUGCAACGCCCGUUCGUCCACUGCUCCUGGGAGAAGGAGGAGGCCCGGUCGCGGCACGUCGAUUUUGCAUGUCCGAUUGUCAAGUCAAAGUCGAACCCUUCGCUGGCGGCCGCCGCUUCGGAUCCGCUCCCUCAGCCGGCGCCGUUGCAGGGCAACAAUGUCGCGCCGCCGAACGCUCUUCUCCAAAUCGUGCCGCCGAUCCAACAGGCUCCCCUCCGCUCGCCGCCCGUCCAGGCCCGGAAUCCGGACGAGGAAAAC